Echinostoma caproni is the source of this 948-nucleotide messenger RNA. Lineage: Eukaryota; Metazoa; Platyhelminthes; Trematoda; Plagiorchiida; Echinostomatidae. The record is from the annotation of a GenBank genome assembly.
AUGAAGUACGUUUUGACGUUUUGCCAAUGCCAAUUGUUCAUACGGAACGCAAACAAACGUAUUCAUCGGUUGAUAAUUUAUCCGCUUGUUCCUUGGUCGACAGCGCGCUUACCGUCGUCUAUCCUGAACGGUCUAGGAACACGUUACGCACUCUCCUUUCCGACACCUCCUCAGUCACCUACUUUGCUGGAACAUCGGCGACAGCCAAAACGACGUGCAGAGUAUGCCCAACUGCGGAGCAACUCCGAUGAAAUAACAGACAAACUUCGGGGAUCGCAUUACUCUCGAACGGAUAUUCAACUUGCCAUGUACCGAUUUGCGCUGGAGACGUGCUUAGGAUUAACCUGUGCAAACCCCGGUGAUGGUGCCUUGCCGUUUACCGUAGCUGACGAUUGCUUACUGCUGGAUUUGGGCUGUGGUGAUCCGGUCGACGAAUGCUUGCCCAUCACAAAUUUAAUUUCUUCAUACACGCCACUGAAGGUGGGUGUCGAUAUUUUCGGCGGCAAGUCGUAUUCCUCAAGAAUCGAAUGUGUAUCGUUCGAUUUGACUCGACGUGUGCUGCCGUGUGCUGAUUCGAAACACCAACCUCAUUUGAUACCAUUUCGUGAUCACUUGUUCGAUUACAUUGUGUCCAUCUCUUUUCUUCAGUGGCUGGUCGCUAAAGACAGAUCAGACUCCCGUAAUCCGGAAACGGGAUGUCGUAUGAACUGGUUUGCUAAAGAAUUAACGCGUCUAUUGUCUCGAUCGGGACAGGAGAAGGCGAACCAGAAAUGUUGUGGAAAAUGUGUGAUUCAGUUCUAUCCAUCUAGUUGGAUUGAUGUGGAAUAUGUGUGCAAUUCUAUUGUCCAGACCAGCCCCAAUAUCCGAGGUUGUCGCAUACUUGCUCGACCCGUGCCGAACAGAGGAGUUAAAUUAUUUUUGUAUUUCACGAUUUCAGAUAGUGAAUAA